AAAUGCGCGGUGGAUCCUCUUCCCCUCCCCGCCCCUUUGUGCGCCCGCGCUUCCUACAGGAGGCUGGUUCCUGACAGGAGUGUCGGAAGAGUUCCAAGUGCCUGCAAAACCGACGCAGCUGUGCAGGAGGGCGCGUUCGGGUCCUCUUGUCCGCGUGUUCGAGACUCCUAAAGAUGUCAGCUCAAGGCCAUACCUGGUCCCGACAGGUGAAGAAAGAAGAUGAAGAAGAGGACCCACUGGACCAGCUGAUCUCCCGCUCUGGCUGUGCUGCUUCCCACUAUGCAGUGCAGGAGUGCAUGGCCCAGCACCAGGACUGGCGACAGUGCCAGCCACAGGUGCAGGCCUUUAGGGACUGCAUGAGUGAACAGCAGGCAAGGCGACGGGAGGAGCUGCAGAGGAAGAAAGAGCAAAGCAGUGCCCACCGCUGAGAGCCCACACCACCUAUCCCCAGAGGAUGGCCCUGCAGAAACUAGCACCCAGAGAGAUCAUGGGAGAAAGAAAUCCUUCCACAGUGGAAGUGUGGGCCGAGAAGUGUAAGACUUGGGGAUAGUAUUUGGGCCUGGGGUUGAGAGCCAGGCAGCCAUGGGUUUGGACAUGACUGCCAUAAAGAGCAGUCAUAUUGUCAUGUUGAGAUCCCACACAUCCUCACCCAUCUUAUGUCACCGAUAAAAAAUAUUGACCAGUAUUUGCCAUGUAAAACAAAGAAAUGGGUUAAGGGAUGCUCUCCUACGCUACAUCUUGGGUCAGUGUGCCAAGUACUGCGCUGAUUACAUGGACAUUUAAUUUUAAAGUAAAUUUACAAUCUAAAGGUAAAUUGGUUACCUAGUCAGUUCUUCAUUUAUUCAGGCAUUGGUUCAAAAACAUCAAGUUUUUCUGAGACCUUCUCAUAUGCCAGGCACUGUGUAGGAAAUU
Messenger RNA from Aethalodelphis obliquidens (Pacific white-sided dolphin), 912 nucleotides. RefSeq names its product cytochrome c oxidase assembly factor 4 homolog (gene COA4). The transcript has 2 exons. NCBI's taxonomy places the organism in Eukaryota, Metazoa, Chordata, Mammalia, Artiodactyla, Delphinidae. Gene Ontology annotation, biological process: mitochondrial respiratory chain complex IV assembly. Gene Ontology annotation, cellular component: mitochondrial intermembrane space. The record is from RefSeq and is a predicted model, not a curated record. Bases 174 to 428 code for a protein of 84 amino acids.